Messenger RNA from Mesorhabditis belari, 471 nucleotides. The record is from the annotation of a GenBank genome assembly. NCBI's taxonomy places the organism in Eukaryota, Metazoa, Nematoda, Chromadorea, Rhabditida, Rhabditidae.
AUGCAUCUUCAUCCGAUUCAAUAUCGAUCCGAGAUCUCGGCUCUCAUCCAUCCAUUUCCUGUAUCCAAUUUGCGACUUAACGAGCUCCGAUCAAUCCAGGGAGCCAUUCGAAAUAUCCUCGCCAUCGAUGGAAGUGUCGAGGAGAAAAAUGAGCUCAUUUUGGCCAUCAAUUGUUUAGCUAAAAACGGUGACAAUCCGGAUGUGACAAGGGCUCGGCAAGUGUUGACAAAGAUCCGAGCCGAACUCGCGUACCGUCAAGUGCACAAGGCAUGCCAUCUCAAUAUGGGAUUGAAUCGGCCAUGUGAAUGCCUUGGUCCCCAGCAACGCAUACAACACUACAAGCGAUUGGCUAUGAUACAGAGCUUGAUUUUGACAAUUUUCGUGAUCAUUAUCACCAUUCUCAGCCUUCGAAUGUUCUUUUGGGAAAAGGAUUCAAUCAUGUUUCUGGGUGAGAUUCAAGCUCAAUUGUUC